This is a messenger RNA of Ichthyophthirius multifiliis, 642 nucleotides long. RefSeq lists its product as hypothetical. Gene Ontology annotation, biological process: protein export from nucleus. The transcript is spliced from 5 exons. Gene Ontology annotation, molecular function: nuclear export signal receptor activity. The record is from RefSeq and is a predicted model, not a curated record. Gene Ontology annotation, cellular component: cytoplasm; nuclear pore. NCBI's taxonomy places the organism in Eukaryota, Ciliophora, Oligohymenophorea, Hymenostomatida.
AUGAUAGAAAUAAUAUAAAAUUUAGUUGAAUUAAAUCCUUCUAAAGAAUUAUUAGGAAUAUAAAUUUUUGAUUAUAUAAUUUAAAAUAUUUCCAAUUAUGCUGUAAGUGUGGGAUAUAUUAUGUAUAGAAGAAUUAUGUUAAGCUUCUAAUCUUCAGGACUAUCACCUAUAGCUUUAUUUGCUUAUUAAAAGUUACAUAUAAUUAUGCAAUAAAUAUAAAAUAAGCAAAAUAUUACUAAUGAUUAAUUUAAUUUAUUUAAAGAAUACAUAAAUCUUUUUUAUUCUAUUUUAUCUUUCAAUUACAAUAUUUCAUAUUAUGAUUUUGAAACAGAUUAAGAUUAUUAAGAUAAUUAAUUGAUUACAUUUCCAGAAUAAAUAGUAAAAAUUAUAGUUGAUUUUAAAUUUCUAGAAUCAUUUUAUGUUUUAACAAAUCAAUUCAUUUAAAAUAAUUCAGAAAUAAGUGUCAAUAUGCUUAAAUGUUUAUGUAAAAUAAUUUCUUGCAGAAUUACUCAUGCUGAAUUCGAAAAUAAAGAAGUUAAAUACGCUUUUAUUAAUUAUGGAUGCUAAGGGAUAUUAAUGAAGAAAUCAUACCUAAAAUACUUAGCUUAUGGAAAAAAAUUAUUAAGAUAUCCUAAAAUGUGA